Mus pahari (shrew mouse) is the source of this 1695-nucleotide messenger RNA. It is a transcript of the gene Grk1, whose product is annotated as G protein-coupled receptor kinase 1. Lineage: Eukaryota; Metazoa; Chordata; Mammalia; Rodentia; Muridae. Gene Ontology annotation, biological process: protein phosphorylation; regulation of opsin-mediated signaling pathway; signal transduction. The record is from RefSeq and is a predicted model, not a curated record. Gene Ontology annotation, molecular function: rhodopsin kinase activity; ATP binding. The coding region runs from base 1 to 1695 and encodes 564 amino acids. Gene Ontology annotation, cellular component: cytoplasm. The transcript is spliced from 7 exons.
AUGGAUUUCGGGUCCUUGGAGACCGUGGUGGCCAACUCUGCCUUCAUUGCCGCCCGGGGCAGCUUUGACGGAAGCAGCACACCGUCUUCCCGAGACAAGAAGUAUCUGGCCAAGCUCCGGUUGCCCCCACUGUCCAAGUGCGAGGGUCUCCGUGACAACCUCAGCCUAGAGUUUGACAGCCUGUGCUCAGAGCAACCCAUCGGCAAGAGGCUCUUCCAACAGUUCUUGAAGACAGACGAGAGGCAUGUGCCAGCUCUGGAGCUCUGGAAGGACAUUGAGGACUAUGACACUGCCGAUGAUGACCUGCGGCCACAGAAGGCACAGGCCAUCCUGGCUGAGUACCUGGACCCGCAGGGCACACUGUUCUGCAACUUUCUGGACCAGGGCAUGGUGGCAAGGGUGAAGGAAGGGCCAACGGGGAGCCAGGAUGGCCUCUUCCAGCCUCUGCUUCAGGCCACAAUGGAGCACUUGAGCCAGGCGCCCUUCCAGGGGUACCUAGAAAGCCUGUAUUUCCUACGGUUUCUUCAGUGGAAGUGGUUGGAAGCCCAGCCCAUAGGUGAAGACUGGUUCUUGGACUUCAGGAUCCUGGGAAAGGGGGGUUUCGGGGAAGUGUCUGCCUGCCAGAUGAAGGCGACUGGCAAGAUGUAUGCCUGCAAGAAGCUCAACAAGAAACGGCUGAAGAAGAGGAAGGGCUACCAGGGUGCCAUUGUGGAGAAGAGGAUUCUGACUAAAGUGCACAGCAGGUUCAUUGUGUCUCUGGCCUAUGCGUUCGAGACCAAGACGGACCUCUGUCUGGUGAUGACCAUCAUGAAUGGAGGUGAUGUAAGGUACCACAUCUACAAUGUGGAUGAGGAGAACCCCGGCUUCUCAGAACCACGGGCUGUCUACUACACAGCACAGAUCAUCAGUGGCCUAGAGCACCUGCAUCAGAGACGCAUUGUCUACCGGGACCUCAAGCCAGAGAAUGUGCUGUUGGACAAUGAUGGCAACAUCCGAAUUUCUGACCUCGGACUGGCUGUGGAGCUGAAGGAAGGGCAGAAUAAGACCAAGGGCUAUGCAGGGACCCCAGGUUUCAUGGCCCCUGAGCUCCUGCGCGGUGAAGAAUACGACUUCUCUGUGGACUACUUUGCCCUGGGGGUCACACUGUAUGAGAUGAUCGCAGCCAGAGGACCCUUCCGAGCCCGAGGAGAGAAGGUAGAGAACAAGGAGCUUAAGCAACGCAUCAUCUCAGAGCCUGUGAAGUACCCAGAGAAGUUCAGCCAGGCCAGCAAGGACUUCUGUGAGCAGCUGUUGGAGAAGGACCCGGAGAAGCGCCUGGGCUUCCGGGAUGGAACCUGUGAUGCGCUGCGGGCAAACAUCCUCUUCAAAGAUAUCAGCUGGAGGCAGCUCGAAGCCGGGAUGCUCAUUCCUCCAUUCAUCCCAGACUCUAAGACUGUCUAUGCCAAGGACAUUCAGGACGUGGGUGCCUUUUCCACAGUCAAGGGUGUGGUUUUUGACAAAGCGGACACAGAGUUCUUCCAAGAAUUCGCCACUGGCAACUGCUCCAUUCCCUGGCAGGAGGAGAUGAUCGAGACUGGGCUCUUUGGGGACCUAAACGUGUGGCGCGCAGAUGGUCAAAUGCCGGAUGACAUGAAGGGCAUCACUGUGGAGGAGGCAGCCCCUACGGCUAAGUCAGGGAUGUGUCUCAUCUCCUAG